Taeniopygia guttata (zebra finch) is the source of this 2304-nucleotide messenger RNA. The record is from RefSeq and is a predicted model, not a curated record. Lineage: Eukaryota; Metazoa; Chordata; Aves; Passeriformes; Estrildidae.
AAGGUGGAUAAAACCCUAAAGUAAACCCUUCUGUUUCUUCCUAUGGAGGAAGGUUCAGAAAUUAGUUAAAAAGAUCAAGAAUCUUCAUAAUCUAAUGGCCAAGCUCAGGGGGCUGGCAGCCUUUCUGCCUUUUGCAGUGCAAUGGAGGCAAACACGCCUCUGAGAUUCAGUUCUGUCUUCCACUGAGCUUGGCUCUCUCUGUUAUCAGGAAACUCAGGGUUUCUCUCUACCGUUGGCUGCAAUUAGCUGGCCACAGUGAUGUACAAAUAUUUUAAGACUGGAGAUCUGUACAGUGGAAGGAAUUUUAAAAAACAACAGUUUUAAAAAGUCAGAUGUUUGCAUAUCAAGGAGGAUUUUGAGUAGACCUUCAUAUUCCAGCUGCAAAAUGCCAGUAAAAGAAUAUUGCUAUUUUCAUCUACUUUUACACAACAGCUGCCCAGAAUGGGGGUGGGGCUAGGAAAUGAAGCCAAAUACACUUUGCAUCUUAGGUCUUGCUCAAAAUGAGAAAUACUGAAAUUGAAUUUUAUUAUCUUUCUUUUCCCUGCCUGCUUUCAUUUCACUCUCAUCAGCGUUACCUAACUACCAAGGACAAUCUAUUUUCCCCUGUUUUUAUAAUAUGAAGAGCUUGUUUAUAGCUAUCUGGACCUGAGGCAGGGUAGCAAUUGCUCUGCAAGCAAUAAGCCACUGGAAAAAUGUCCAGCUGACUCUCUGUACUGGCCAUGGGGCGUUUGGUCUCUGGGUAUUUUUUUCAGUCUGGGUUACUUUUAGCAAUUCACUUGUGGCUCUCAUUAGAAAAUAAAAGCAAUGCCAUAAAAAGGUGCAGUCUGUUCCCACACCACAGAAGAGCUUGGGCCUUUUCUGCUCAUUUUUCAGAGCUUCCCCUUUGAAAUCCUUGCAACCUUGGCCAGAAAUGCUGCAAUUGGUCAAGAGAUACAAGCCCAGGGGCUUGGGCAAGCUUGACCUUAGCUUCCCCUAAUUCCUGAGCCACUUCACCGUGGGAGGUGCCUCAAUCCAUGGCACAUCCAGUCUUUCCUCGGACACCUCCAGGCACGGUGGCUCCAGCACCACGCCGGGCAAACCAUUGCAAUGUCCACCCUUUCCAUGAGGAAAUUUUCCCAUCACAGUCAUUGUGUCGGUGCCUUUCACAGGCUGAAAUACCAAACUCUCAGUCCGUGUCUUUUGCAGGAGUGAAACUUUAACCUCUCAGCAUAAACCCCUGCACUGUGCCACAUCUGUGUUGGGCAUGGGGGGAUUUGGGGUCACCGAGGUGGCACAGCUUUCUAUCUGAAAGCAAACGGAGCUGGUCGAGCUUCUGGUGCUUCAUACAACUAAAGAUGAACGCACGGAACGAAUCCGCCCUGAGGAGCGCUGCCUGUGCGGGACUGAACUGCGGUGGGACGCGCAGACAAACCCGGCCCGGCUUCCGACGGGCCCGAGGGCCUCAGGCUCCCGCGGCGGCCGGGAGGGCCCCGCGCAGGGCGGCCUCGCUCCCGGCUCCGGCUCCCGGCUCCGGCUCCCUCCUCCGGCUCCCGGCUCCGGCUCCCUCCGGCCGGCGGAGGCCAUGGCCGGGGGGCACCUUAGUGGGGGGACCGUGUUGCUGGGGACCGCGUUGCUGGGGGAACCGGGUAACCGAGGGACUGGGUCCGCCACGUCGCCGGGUGUUGCGGUCCUGCCGCGGCGCGGCCUUCCCGGGGCGAAAGCGGCCUCAGGUCCCUCACGGAGCCGCAGCGGGAGCGGCGGCCGCGGGAGCCGGGGCGGUGCGGGCAAAGAGCAGCGGCUCGGGAAGGCAGCGGGGAACCGGCCGGGAGGAACUGCAGGACACGGGGUUCCGGCCCGGCCCUGAUUCCCGGCAGCCCCCGCGGUGCUCCCUCUCUUCCGGUCCGGCGGCGGCGAGCGCGGCUCCGGUGCGACCAUGGCCAAGUCCAAGAACCACACCACGCACAACCAGUGUGAGCGGGGCUGUAACCGGGCCGGGGCCGGGGCCGGCGCGGGGAUGGCAGCACCGCCUGCCCGGGGGUUUGUGGCGAGAUAAGCCCGUAAGUGGCACAGAAAUGGCAUCAAGAAGCCCAAAAAACAUAGAUACGAAUCUCUCAAAGGGGUUGAUCCCAAGUUUCUGAGGAACAUGAGAUUUGCAAAGAAACACAACAAGAAGGGGCUGAAGAAGAUGCAGGCCAACAAUGCCAAGCAGGCAGCUCAGCAAGCUGCUCUGCAGAAAAAGGACUGAUGUGCUUGAACAAGUGACCCAGUUUUCUUACUGGCAUAUGUGUUACAGCAUUUUUUAAAAAUAAAAUUGUAUGUAACAAA